UGUUGUUUAAUAGUGCUUAAUUAAAAAGACUUUGAACCCUAAAAAAAUAUUAGGUUUUUAACAAUCUGCUAAUAUUUAGUAUUUAUUUUUGUAUCUGAUGCGAAGAUUUUGAAUCAAUUAAUAGGCUUCAAUAUCAUUAUUAACAAGUGUGUAUAUACAAGCCUGAAAACAAUAUUACACUGCAAUACUUAUAAUAUCUCUGAUAAAAAGUUGACAUAACAUCAUAAACUUGAAGAAGUCAAUCGAAUAAAAUUUAGACAAUAUGCUAGAAGUUUGUGUAGAUAGUAUUGAAUCUGCAAUUGCAGCAUCUGAAGGGGGUGCGAAGAGAAUUGAGUUGUGUGCUGCACUGAGUGAAGGAGGGCUUACACCUACACCAGGUUUAUUAAAAAUUGUAAAACAUAAUAUCAAGCCAUCAGUGGAUGUGUAUGUCAUGCUCAGGCCACGCAAUGGUAAUGAUUUUGUUUACUCUGAUGAAGAAAUCAAUAUUCUGCUUGAAGAUAUUAAAAUAUUUAAAGAUUUUAAAGCAAAUGGUUUUGUAUUUGGAGCCUUAACACCCUCAGGGUUAAUUGAUGAAACUAAAUGUCAAUUAAUAGUGAAUGCUUGUAAACCAUUAUCUGUUACAUUUCAUAGAGCAUUUGAUGUAAGCAGUAAUCCAUUUUCUGCAUUGGAAACAAUAAUAAAAUUAGGUUUUGUGAGGAUACUAACAAGUGGUAUGGCUAAAAAUGCAGAAGAUGGUCUUGAUAAUAUAAAACAAUUAGUGAUUCAGGCUGGAAAUAGAAUUUCUAUAAUGCCCGGAUGUGGUAUUACAACUGAAAAUGUUAGAAACAUUUUCUUUGCUUCAUGUGUUAAAGAAAUACAUGCCUCGGCUAGAGUUAAAAAAAAUUUAAACUUGAGUCGAGAGAUUAAUAUAAAUUUUAGUAAUAGCGACGAAUGUACAUAUGUCACAGAUGCAAAACUUGUCCAAGAACUCGUAAAUUCUAUUAUCUAAAUUACAGUGACACCCCGCAUUACAUAAAUAGUUUGU
Messenger RNA from Ctenocephalides felis (cat flea), 1024 nucleotides. RefSeq names its product copper homeostasis protein cutC homolog. Gene Ontology annotation, molecular function: copper ion binding. NCBI's taxonomy places the organism in Eukaryota, Metazoa, Arthropoda, Insecta, Siphonaptera, Pulicidae. The transcript is spliced from 2 exons. The coding region runs from base 263 to 988 and encodes 241 amino acids. The record is from RefSeq and is a predicted model, not a curated record.